Messenger RNA from Sorex fumeus (smoky shrew), 2694 nucleotides. RefSeq names its product death domain containing 1 (gene DTHD1). The coding region runs from base 1 to 2694 and encodes 897 amino acids. The transcript is spliced from 10 exons. Lineage: Eukaryota; Metazoa; Chordata; Mammalia; Eulipotyphla; Soricidae. Gene Ontology annotation, biological process: signal transduction. Gene Ontology annotation, molecular function: protein binding. The record is from RefSeq and is a predicted model, not a curated record.
AUGGAUACAGAAGACAUGGGCUCAGGUAAACUAGGUCAAAUCUUGAAGCAGAUUUGGACACAAAACCUAAUGCUAAAACAGACACUCCAGGGGAAUGAGCAUUUUGAAGGCAUCAACAAAGCCACUUGGAUAGCUGCUGUGGUCUCUCUAGGUCAAGGGCUCAGUGGGGCCCUCCAUCAACUUUUGGACUUCACUGCAGGAAACCUAUAUUCUAUCUGCCAGCACUUGCAUGGAAUACUUGACAAGGAGAAUCAAUGUAUCUGGACACAAGAAAUUACUAGCUUCAUAGACUGCCUCAUGAAAAUAAAUGAAUAUUUGGGGAGCACUGCUACACUUCUGAGAAAAGAAGAAAAUGAGAUGUCUAAUUUAUGCAGCAUGCAUGAUGAAUGUGCACCACCGCAGACAAUGUCCACUAUUCAAGACAUUGCUGUACGAGGGGAACAAAAUGUCAUAGAAACAGCUACUGUUUCACCCACAAAUGGAGAGAAAAGCCAUGACACAAACCAGAUCCAGUUUAAAAAAUAUAAAACACAUAUGAGUUUAGAAUUAACAGAAAAAGAAAGUAAUGCGUCUUUGAAUGGAGAUGGAACAGGGCGAGGCAAAUCACAAAACAGAGCAUCUCCUGAUGUAGAAAAUAAAGAAGAUAAACAAAUGGAACCCAUGACUAUUCAGAACACCAGUGGCAUCAAGGAAAAGGUAUGGGACCUAACACAGACAGCAGAAAGAGAAAUUCAAGAAAGCCAAAGAGAAGAGAAGAUCACAUCCUUGAUAACAAAUGGUAUCGCCAAUAAGUUUCUGAAUAGUCUUCCCAAUGACUCAGAGAGUCUAAAGCAAGAGAAUAACAUAAUGGAAAAGGAAUAUCUUGAUAUGCCGGGUGAUGAUAAGGACCCUCAAGUGUCUUGUUAUGUAACAGCACACCCCUAUGUUCUACAGCAUCUAGAAUGCCGUAUAAUUAAUAGCAUGAGUUCUUCAAUAGUUAGUGACAAUGAAGAAUUGGUCAGCAAUGUCAUCACGGUUGAGUGCUCACCUCGGGAAAAGAGUAUUCCAUUUCCAAUCUGCAUUGCAAUUCCAUUUACUGCACGUCAUAGGGGAAAUUAUAGAGACAUUAUGGUGAAAGUAUCUGAUAUAAUAAACCUUCAAUCAAGCUACCUAACCCCAAAUUCACUAGAAGGAAUAAGAGGAAGUUAUAAGGGCACCUGUGCAGAGGUUCAAGUUUACAAGUUGGGCAUCUUCUCUGUUAUGUCUUGUUUAAAGAAAGAAUCCUUCACAGUUACAAAGAAAGGUCUCACUCUCAAGCCAAGCAUGGAUUCUCGAAUAUCCUUAAAUUACCCUCCGGGAGUUUUCAAAUCACCAGUGCUUGUGCAAUUAAAGGUCCAACCAGUAGAUCCUACUCUGGUAGCACAUUUAAGAACACAGCAAGGCACUUUUUGCUCCAUAUUAGCCACAAGCCCUCUGGUUCAUAUUCAGCAUCCAUCAACACAUGCUUUCCAGAAACCAGUCACUCUUCUCCUACCUUGUUCUCCACAUACUGAUAAAAAGAAUCUUGAAUCUGAGAUAGAUCACAAAAGAAUGGCCAGUGCCACAACCAACAGAAUCGUACCUUUGAACUUCAACCGGACAAAAAGUGCUUCCAUCAGAAAACCUGGGAACAAUGCCUGUGAUUCUUUGAAAUUAUUAGGAUUCAGGAGUAGAGACAGUGGUUGGUUUGGACUUGAUGAUGUUGUGGUGAGAACAAUGCAGAGUGGCUUGGUAUCCUUUGACUUGGGUGAAAACUUAGAGAGGUUUAUUGUGCUUCAGCUCUCUUCUGUUGUGGAUAAUAGCCACUUGGUUUCCUUUGUGAAAUCUUUAGAAGAUGCUCUGCUCAGCACCACUGCCUGUAUUGUGCUGUAUCACCAGAAAGACAACCCACGGAGGGUGGUUGUUUUAGUGGUGCCUUCUAAAGAGUUGACCCAGGUACUUAAGAGCUUGCGUCUAGAAGGGUUCAGUGCUUCUCCAGAACCGCCCCGUCAUUUCCAAAUAAAAGAAGGAGAACAGCUUCUUUUGAGAUUUACUGGAAACAUAUUUGCCUCAAGCAAUGGGAAGGAUUAUGGAAAAGACUACAAGCUUAUUUUUCAUUUACAAAGAAAAAACAGGCUGGAACUCCAAAUCAAAGAGGUGGAUGAAUUUGGAAACUAUAGCUGUCCUCAUUAUAAGGGCACUGUUGUAGUUUAUAAAGUACCUAAAGAAAAGCUAGCUCUCAACAUGGAUCAGUCUCUUGUAUUUAAUGAAAACCUUUAUGACUUGCCAGUUUGCAAAUUAUCUUUAAGACUGCCAAAGCAUAAAAAAUUAAUCAAUCGUCCACGGAGUACCAAGAGAAUUUCUACAGAUCCUUUAGACGCGCUCUGGGACAACCUGCUCUACUGGCUGGCCGAGGAGCUCUCCGAGGAGAACGCCGCGAGCUUGUCGUCAUCCCUCCCGCUCCGACGCAGCUCCAUCCAGCUCAUCAAACUCAAGAACCCCGACGACCUCACUGAGCAAAUCCACGCGUUGCUUUCCUUCUGGAAAAGGUCGCUCCCCAACUCCACCGACAAGCCCCGCCUGCUGGCCCGACACCUGCGGAAGAUCGGCAGGAGCGACCUGGCGGCAGAGCUCAAGUUCAAGUGGGAGAACAAAGUGUUCAGUGAACCCCAGCAGUGGUUCGACUUGGCCGAGUAG